Messenger RNA from Neofelis nebulosa (Clouded leopard), 2258 nucleotides. RefSeq names its product anterior gradient 2, protein disulphide isomerase family member (gene AGR2). Gene Ontology annotation, cellular component: endoplasmic reticulum. Gene Ontology annotation, molecular function: dystroglycan binding. The transcript is spliced from 9 exons. The coding region runs from base 220 to 747 and encodes 175 amino acids. The record is from RefSeq and is a predicted model, not a curated record. NCBI's taxonomy places the organism in Eukaryota, Metazoa, Chordata, Mammalia, Carnivora, Felidae.
CGCAGUGAGGCCAGCUGGCUCGUACAGACAAGUGGGUGGGGGAAUCCAGAUAUUCUUGUUGCACCUUCAAUCUUGAAAUUCAUGGGAUGGGCUACAAGAAAAGAGAUGGGCUGGCUUUCCUGAAGCACUAAAGAACAGGGACACUGAAACCUCCUGCAAGUUCAUUCCUUGCUAAAGAUAAGAGGACGGACAUACAGCCGCCGUUUCAUAGAAUUUGCCAUGGAGAAGAUCUCAGUGUCAGCAUUCUUGCUCCUUGUCGUCCUCUCUUACACUCUGGCCAAAGAUAUCACAGUCAAAUCAGGAGCUAAGAAAGACACAAAGGACUCGGCACCCAAACUGCCCCAGACCCUCUCCAGAGGUUGGGGUGACCAACUCAUCUGGACUCAGACAUACGAAGAAGCUUUAUACAAAUCCAAGACAAGCAACAAACCCUUAAUGAUCAUUCAUCACUUGGAUGAAUGCCCACACAGUCAAGCUUUAAAGAAAGUGUUUGCUGAAAAUAAAGAAAUCCAGAAAUUGGCAGAGCAGUUCGUCCUCCUCAAUCUAGUUUAUGAAACAACUGAUAAACACCUUUCUCCUGAUGGCCAGUAUGUCCCCAGAAUCAUGUUUGUUGACCCAUCCCUGACAGUUAGAGCUGACAUCACUGGAAGAUACUCAAAUCGUCUCUACGCUUACGAACCUUCAGAUGUAGCUCUCUUGCUUGACAACAUGAAGAAAGCUCUCAAAUUGCUGAAGACUGAAUUGUAGAGAAAAAGCAACAUCUGCAAGCUUUUCCUUCUGUGUCAGGCCUUGAGACUUAAGAAGAUCCUAGAAGACUUUGGAGAAUGCAGGAACACAGAUGGACACACUGAUUAAUUAGAUCAGGGUUAUUGUUACAACAGUUACUUUUUUUUUAAUUUGAAGUAUAUAUGUAUGAAAACAAUCUUGCAUACUACCAUAGUCAGCCAUGAUUUUUUUAAAAAAAAAUAAAUCCUUUUGGGGGUGUUCAAUGUUAUUUCUUCCCCCAACUUAGUCCUUCAGAGAAAAGCUAUUUAAUUCAUUCACCAAAUAGGACUUUUGGACACACAAAAUGUUCAAAGAGGAGACAAGAAGACAAACUUCACUGGAGCAAUGAAGACCAAAGACAGUCAAAGUUAUCACCUCACCUCAUUAUGUAGUUUGUCACUGGGUGCCUAAAAAUAGUCAUGAGCUUAGUCAACAGAAGCAUCAACACAGAAUAUGUGUUAGUGUAAAAGAAUAUGUACAAAGGCAUCCCAAGAAGAUUGGGUACCUAACUGAAGACAACCCCUCCCCACCCUGGUGGGGAACUCCUUAUACACACUUUAAGAAUUCAAUUUUAGUUAGAUAUUGCACAAUUUAACCCUCUCAGAGAAAGCCUCUAGCAGACAGCUUUCUCCAUCAGAGCACUAAUUCAGUGAAAAGGUCAUUCAAAGAACAUCUGCACCCUUGAACAUACCCUCAAGAAAUGCUAAGAACUAGCCUUAUGAUACAUUUGAUCUCUCAAAAUCAUUCAAGAAAAACAGAGUUCUGUGAAGAUGCCAAUGGCAACAUUAUUUAAACAUACUUUUAAAAAAAGGCAACCUGGAAAUAUAAUGGUUACAUAGUUUAUAAACUCACACGGCACUAUGUUGUGAUCUAUAAAAAUAAACACUAUGAAGAAACAAAAGGAUAAGUGAAAAAGAAUUUAGGAAUAUGUGCUGUAAUGGCAAAAGGAGGAAGUGUGUGCACACACAGGUUAGAAACAGAAGAUGCAAACACAUAAACUUUUGCUUUAAGCAUAUGGAAACAUCAGCAAAGCCUGUUCUAACAAACCCUUUCUUGCCAUCUCCCUAUCUUUCCUUUGUGUUCAAAUAAAUUUAAGCGAAAGCAUAUGUUGACAACCUAACUACACAGAAUUAGAAGAAUGCUGUAGGUCAAGGGAGUAUUAUUUCAAACAGCUGAAUAAAAAGGUUGGUAGCACAGUGUCAACAUAAAAUGGCGCAGCCACUAUAAAAUAUAUAUAUAUAUAUAUAUAUAUAUAUAUAUAUGGCUGUUCCUUACAAAAUUAAACCCAAAAUUACCAUAUAAUCCAGUAAAUCCACUUCUGAGUAUGUCCCCCAAACACCUGAAAGCAGGGAAAAGCUAUCUGUGUACUGAUGUUCAUAGCAGCAUUUGUCACAUAGUCAGGAGGAAGAAGCCACCCAAAUGUCCGUCGGUGGAUGGAUGGAUAAACAAAAUGCGAUAAACACAUACAAUGGAAUGCUAUGCAGCCUUAAAAA